This is a messenger RNA of Trichechus manatus latirostris (Florida manatee), 3342 nucleotides long. It is a transcript of the gene ENTPD7, whose product is annotated as ectonucleoside triphosphate diphosphohydrolase 7. The transcript is spliced from 14 exons. Lineage: Eukaryota; Metazoa; Chordata; Mammalia; Sirenia; Trichechidae. Gene Ontology annotation, cellular component: Golgi apparatus. The record is from RefSeq and is a predicted model, not a curated record. Gene Ontology annotation, biological process: UDP catabolic process. The coding region runs from base 411 to 2225 and encodes 604 amino acids. Gene Ontology annotation, molecular function: UDP phosphatase activity; GDP phosphatase activity.
UGAGGAUUGGCCACAGUGGCGGACGGACGUGCGGCUGACUGAGUUGGUUCGCCAGCGGCUCCCGCUGGGUGGAGGGCGGUCCGUCUCCGCGGGCUCCUGUCAGUCAUUGGCUCCCUGCGGUUUCCUUGGGGACGUGGCGGUGCAGCCCGCCCGGGCUCUCCUUCCGGCUGGGCAAGGGGCCACAGGGAGCCGCUUCUGAACCUGCCGAGCGGUGCCGAGGGAGCCGACGGGCCGCUCGAUCCUGGAGCCGGACUAAGGUCCUCUGGGACCGAGGAACAAGAACAGACGGAUCCGGAGUGAGAGCCCGAAGAGAAGGCUGCAGAUUUAAGAGAUGCCUGGGACAAGGAGGCCACAUUCUCAGGGCAAAAGGAAAAGGAGGUGACAGGCGUUGAGACCACUGAAGGGAACCCAUGGCUAGGAUCAGUUUUUCCUACCUCUGCCCAGCCUCCUGGUACUUCACUGUGCCCACAGUGAGUCCAUUUCCUCGUCAGCGAGUGGCAUUCCUGGGACUCUUCUUUAUAUCCUGUCUCCUUUUACUUAUGCUAAUCAUGGACUUUCGACGUUGGGGUAUUUCAUUGCCACGAGACAGGCAAUAUGAAAGGUAUUUGGCGCGAGUAGGGGAUCUGGAAGCUACUGACACUGAAGAUCCAAAUCUGAAUUAUGGACUUGUUGUGGACUGUGGCAGCAGUGGCUCCCGGAUUUUUGUUUAUUUCUGGCCAAGACAUAAUGGGAACCCCCAUGACUUGCUGGACAUCAAACAGAUGAGAGACCGCAACAGCCAACCAGUGGUUAAAAAAAUCAAGCCAGGAAUCUCUGCAAUGGCAGACACUCCAGAACAUGCUAGUGAUUACCUUCGUCCUCUCCUGAGCUUUGCUGCUGCUCAUGUGCCUGUGAAGAAGCACAAAGAGACCCCCCUUUACAUCCUAUGUACAGCAGGCAUGAGACUUCUGCCCGAGAGGAAGCAGUUGGCCAUCUUGGCUGACCUAGUGAAAGAUUUACCUCUGGAAUUUGACUUCCUCUUUUCACAGUCUCAGGCAGAAGUGAUCUCUGGGAAGCAGGAAGGGGUUUAUGCGUGGAUUGGAAUCAACUUUGUUUUGGGAAGAUUUGACCAUGAAGAUGAAUCAGAUGCUGAGGCUCCCCAGGAAUUGGCAACAGGACGCAAAAGGACAGUAGGGAUACUGGAUAUGGGAGGAGCCUCUCUCCAAAUUGCUUAUGAAGUUCCCACCUCAACCUCUGGCCUAUCUCCAAAACAGGAAGAAGCUGCCAAGAUCCUGCUGGCUGAAUUCAACCUGGGCUGUGAUGUACAACACACCGAACAUGUGUACAGGGUUUAUGUCACGACUUUUCUGGGUUUUGGCGGCAACUUUGCCCGGCAGCGCUAUGAAGACCUUGUGCUGAAUGAAACUCUUAACAAAAACAGGUUGCUGGGCCAGAAGACAGGUCUGAGUCCUGAAAAUCCAUUUCUGGAUCCGUGCCUGCCCGUAGGACUUACAGAUGUGGUGGAGAGGAACAGCCAGGUCCUGCAUGUUCGAGGAAAAGGAGACUGGACAACUUGUGGGGCCAUGGUGAGCCCCCUGUUGGCUCGCUCCAACACUAGCCAAGCCUCGCUGAACGGCAUCUACCAGUCGCCCAUUGACUUCAACAACAGCGAGUUCUAUGGUUUCUCUGAAUUUUUUUACUGUACAGAGGAUGUGUUGCGCAUCGGUGGCCGCUACCAUGGGCCAACAUUUGCCAAGGCUGCUCAGGAUUACUGUGGCAUGGCUUGGUCAGUACUAACUCAGAGAUUCAAGAAUGGCCUGUUUUCAUCACAUGCAGAUGAGCAUCGACUCAAAUAUCAGUGUUUUAAAUCAGCCUGGAUGUACCAAGUCCUUCAUGAAGGGUUCCACUUUCCCUACAACUACCCAAACCUACGGACAGCCCAGCUGGUAUAUGACCGAGAAGUUCAGUGGACGCUGGGAGCCAUUCUGUAUAAAACACGAUUCUUACCGCUCAGGGAUCUACGACAGGAGGGUGUCCGACAAGUCCACAGUAGCUGGUUCCGUCUUUCCUUUGUCUACAACCACUAUCUCUUCUUUGCCUGCAUUCUGGUGGUGCUACUGGCCAUCAUUCUGUACCUUCUGCGGCUACGCCGAAUUCACCACCGACAAGCUCGAGCCUCAGCUCCACUGGACAUGCUGUGGAUCGAAGAGGUGGUACCCAUGAUUGGAGUACAAGUGGAGCCGUGAGGCUGGACCAAGACUAAAGAAGCUUGACUAGUCCAGAGUUGCUGCUCAUUGAAUUCCACCAUUUUCUUGUACUGGCUUCAGAUGCUGCUUUGCCUGAUCUUGUGGAUAUUUGGCCUUGGAAUUUCUACUUUAAUUACUUCUAAAUACCCCAGGUCCUCUUCUCUGAGAGAAGCUGUACUUUGGUCUGUGAAAAACCAAAUAACUGAGAGAUUGGUGCUAACAAAGGGGACCAACCUUAGCUCAAUUGAGGCACGUUCUGCUCCUUUAUCUGAGAGGUCUGGUGUGUUCCUGGGAUCUAGCCUAUACUCCCCUUGCUAAUGCAUAAAGUUUGGCAUUGGGCACACCAGAAGCCUGAUUAAAACUAAACUUGGAGCAUCUGAUCCCAAGCCAGAGACACCUUAGGAAGUGCAGCAGCCCCUUCUUUCUCUGUAACAGAGAUAUAAUUUAUGUGGAGAUCCAUAGCCUUUAAUAGGGUUCCAAGAGCUUUGCAGUUCAGUGGACCAGAUAGGAAUUUCCAAGCAACCAAAAUAGCAUAGUUUCUUUGCUUCCUUGACAAAGAAGCCAUUGUCCGUGUGGUCCAAGAUCCCUGACAUAGUAUUGCUGAUGUUGCUAUGUGAUUUAAAAAGACUAGAAUCCUUUCUAAAUGAAUGGUCCAUUGAAGAUUUUUACAAUAUUUGAUGCCUGGUAUGACUAGGAUAGAAAUUUUUUCCAUGUCUAUGUGCCUCACAGGCUGUUUGGGCAUUAAUUUUUCUUUUUUGAACCUUAAUUGUGCUUGUAGGAUGGAAAAGCUGUGAUGGGGGCUGGGGACCUGAGUUUGUCUGGUUUCGGGUCACUGUCCCCUAGAACUAUUUUUAUGAGCCCCUACAGGGGGCUCAAAAAGAGUUCCUUUAUUUCACUGCUAAGAUCAGUAUGUAGUUUGGGAAGGGAUGUAUUUGGAAUGUUUUUAAAGAAAGGAAGAGCAAUAUCGGGAGAGUGGGCAAAGGCAAUAAAAUUAAAGUCCCUAUUUAUUUAUUUAUUUAUUUUUGAGAAAUAGAAAUUUUCUCAAUAUCUGACUCUUGGAAUAUCUGAAGGGAACAAGCUCUACAUUUUGGAAUAAAUAGAUAAAUCUGUUAAUAAG